This is a messenger RNA of Acomys russatus (golden spiny mouse), 1434 nucleotides long. It is a transcript of the gene Anks4b, whose product is annotated as ankyrin repeat and sterile alpha motif domain containing 4B. The record is from RefSeq and is a predicted model, not a curated record. NCBI's taxonomy places the organism in Eukaryota, Metazoa, Chordata, Mammalia, Rodentia, Muridae. The transcript is spliced from 2 exons. Gene Ontology annotation, biological process: brush border assembly. Bases 56 to 1315 code for a protein of 419 amino acids. Gene Ontology annotation, molecular function: protein binding.
ACUGCCAGCACUGCCUAGACAAAGACACCUGACCAAGCUCUGGUAGGCAGAGAAAAUGUCUACUCGCUACCACCAAGCAGCAAGUGACAGCUACCUGGAACUUCUGAAGGAGGCCACCAAGCGUGAUCUGAAUCUCUCCGAUGAAGAUGGCAUGACGCCCACUCUCCUGGCAGCCUACCAUGGCAACCUUGAGGCCCUAGAAAUAAUCUGCAGCAGAGGUGGAGACCCUGAUAAGUGUGACAUCUGGGGAAACACUCCUCUACAUUAUGCAGCCUCCAAUGGCCACACCCACUGCAUCUCAUUCCUAGUCAACUUUGGUGCCAACAUCUUUGCCCUGGAUAAUGACUUGAAGUCUCCACUGGAUGCUGCUGCCGGCAGGGAGCAGAAAGAAUGUGUUGCUCUCCUGGAUAAGGCUGCCACAGUACAGAACACCACGAACCCCAGGAAGGUCACAAGACUGAAAGAGCAGGCUCUGAAGAAUGCCAGGAGACAGAUGAAAGAGUGUGAGCGACUUCAAGAGAAGCACCAAGACAAGAUGGCACGCACCUAUAGCAAGGAGGACUCUGGGACUAUUUCUUCUUCCCGUGGUACCUUCUCCAGGUCAUCCCUUUCAAACGCUUCUGCUGGUGGAUUUGGGUCACUGUCUAAAGGCAUUAAAGACACCUUCAAGAUAAAAUUUAAGAAGAACAAAGACACAGCAGAGCAGGUGGGGAAGGAUGGCAGAAAUGGGCAGAGGCCGGUGAUGGAAGUAUUCAGAGAGGAGGACGAGGGCUCAUUUUCAGAGGAGUUCAAAGAGAAGCUCCAUUUCUCUGCAGAGGAGGCAAGUGAUACACAGCACGAGUCUAUUCUCAACCGUCCAGGUCUAGGAAGUAUUGUUUUCAGAAGGAACAGAGUAUUGGAUCUUGAGGACAUCUCAGACAGCAAGAGGCAGUUGGGGCUUAAAAUGCCCAGUGAGUUUUUCCAAAGACAAGGAGCAGCAGCAGUUGAUGAAGAGGAGGAGGAGGAGGAGGAGGAGGAGACAGAGGUGAAUAGCACUGUGGGUGAUCUUCCUUGGGAUGAGGAAGAAGUAGAAUGGGAGGAAGAUGCAGCCGACGCCACUCCGCUAGAAGUGUUCUUGCGGUCUCAGCACCUGGAGGAAUUCCUUCCCAUUUUCAUGCGAGAGCAGAUUGAUCUAGAAGCUCUGCUGCUUUGCUCUGAUGAAGACCUUCAGAAUAUCCACAUGCAGCUGGGCCCCAGAAAGAAAGUCCUUAAUGCCAUAGACAAAAGGAAGCAGGUGCUUUGUCAGCCUGGGCAGCUGGUCGACACCAGCCUCUGAUGGAGGGCAUUGGUUAACAGGGUGGCCUGAGCGUGGGAGUCAUGCUCAGUUCCCCUGGAAGUGCCAUACAAGGAACCCUGACAGACCACUGGGCAUAGGUGUUAGGGUUUUAAAGGCCC